GGCACAUGUGACAUUUAACCGGAAGUAAAUAAACUGCCUUCCCGCGCAGUCAAAUCGGUUCAACAAGACGUCCACAUUCACGGAUAAUCAAACAAUAUGGACGAGCUUUAUUUGGAUAACAUUGACGAAUUCGUUAACGACCACAACAAGAUAGUGACUUAUAAAUGGCUGAGUCUCACUCUCGGAGUCCAUGUCAACACAGCGAAACAAAUGCUUUACCAUUACUUGGAUCACAAGAGGAAGGAAAGUUCACCUCAGCUCCAUGCCACCUAUCUUGUGUCGGGGAAGUUUGUAGACAAUGGCCAAAUGAGUCACAAGGUGUCUGUUGUCAAAGAGGACCAGUUGGAAGAUUUCAAAUCCAAGAUGAGCUUGGUAGUAAGUGUCCACGUCUACAGUGUCCAGAAAGCUUUACUGAAAGACAGCGGUCCCCUGUACAGCGUUGACUAUGAUGCUGUGAAAGACAAUCUGAAGAACUGCAGCAGAUACAGUGCGAUCCGCUGUGCCAGUGCAGUGCCCAUGUCCUCUCUGGAGCUGCAGCAGGCGAGAGAAAUCCAUCGAGCUCCUACACCAGAGCCUGAAAACAAAAAACCUGGCAUGAAUGGAGAGGCUAAUCUGGCGUCAAAACCUUCCACAAAGCCGCAGAAAGGCAUCAUGGGAAUGUUUGCAAAUAAGACUGCUCCUAAGAACCAGGACAGUGGCAAAGACAUUAAGUCGGAGCAGAAGGAGGAUGCACCUGUGGUUGAUGCCCCCAAAAGCAAACCAGCCGCAAAAUCCAAUCCAAUGAUGAACUUCUUUGGGAGUCAAGCAGCAAAGAAACCAAACAAAACUGUGAAGGAGGAGGAAGCAGCUCAGUCACCAUCCUCAGCAGAGCAGCGACAUCAGAGUUCACAGCUUGAAGAAAAACAAGAAGCUGCUGCAGUGGAGCUGCCGAGAGACACUAAGAAAGACUCCAGGAGCAAGAACAAGCGAAUAGAGGAUUCUGACAGCGAGGAGGAGAAAAUGGAGAAGAAAAAGAGACGAAGGAUUAAGAAGCCUGAACCAGACAGCAGCGAUGAAGAUGUUAUUCCAGAUUCUCCACAGCAGAUGGAAACAAGAGAACCAUCACCAAGUCCUAAGGAGGUCAAGUCUGUUUCACAUUUACAUCAGGGGCACUCGGAAAUUAAGACGAGGAAGAGGAGACGAGUGCUGAAAUCUCUUACCUUUUUAGAUGAUGAAGGAUGCAUGGUGACAGAGAAAGGCUAUGAGAGUGAAUCGUACUCUGAAACAGAAGAUGAUGUUCAGGCCACCAAACAAGCCCCAAAAGAUCCCAUUUCUGCAAAACUACCAGCAAGUCACAAAGAGGAUCAGAAGAGAAGUCAGAAGAAAACUUCUGCAAAUGCAAAUAAAGGAAAUAAACAAGCUUCCAUUAUGGGAUUUUUCCAAAAGAAAUGAUGGAGGACAGCUCCGGACACUUUUUUCGUGGGAAUGAGGAACAACAAGCACUGCUGCAGUGAUCUUUUGGUAAAACGGGCAGCUGAAACACGUCACAUGGACAAUUGAGGAAUGCAAAUCACUUCUCCAAAGGACUUGAACUUCAUCAACAUGUCCGAUUCAGGAUGACAAACAUUUUACUUUUCACCUAACCAUUGCCAGCUGUGAAUACAUGUCGUACUCAAUAAAUAUUAAAAACUGAAA
Messenger RNA from Siniperca chuatsi (mandarin fish), 1674 nucleotides. It is a transcript of the gene pold3, whose product is annotated as polymerase (DNA-directed), delta 3, accessory subunit. Bases 97 to 1431 code for a protein of 444 amino acids. Gene Ontology annotation, cellular component: delta DNA polymerase complex; nucleus. Gene Ontology annotation, molecular function: DNA-directed DNA polymerase activity. Gene Ontology annotation, biological process: DNA synthesis involved in UV-damage excision repair; DNA strand elongation involved in DNA replication; nucleotide-excision repair, DNA gap filling. The transcript is spliced from 12 exons. The record is from RefSeq and is a predicted model, not a curated record. Lineage: Eukaryota; Metazoa; Chordata; Actinopteri; Centrarchiformes; Sinipercidae.